This is a messenger RNA of Humulus lupulus (European hop), 2052 nucleotides long. Its product is annotated as pentatricopeptide repeat-containing protein At5g61370, mitochondrial. Bases 248 to 1714 code for a protein of 488 amino acids. Lineage: Eukaryota; Viridiplantae; Streptophyta; Magnoliopsida; Rosales; Cannabaceae. The record is from RefSeq and is a predicted model, not a curated record. Gene Ontology annotation, molecular function: protein binding. The transcript is spliced from 2 exons.
UUAAUAUUUCAGUAUUAAAUUAAAUCAAGAUACUAAUUUACUUGCGUUAUCCUUUAACCUCGUCUCUAUUGUUCUCUAAUCUUUUACUAACUGUCUCGAGUUUCAACUCUAUCCAUUCACUCUUCUGUCGAUCGAUUACUCCAGCCUCCAGCCCAAGGCGUUUUGUAUUUUGUUUGCGUAAUAGACGAUUAAUCACUUUCAAGUUUCUUGAAUGCAGCGCAUAUCAUCUGUUUGAUGAAAAUUCUGAAUGAUUAUGUAUGUUUUGCCCAAAUCAAAAUGGCAAUUCUUCUUGCUCCAAAAGCUCAAUGCUCAAGAGUUCUGGCAGUUUUCUCGCUUUCAGAGCUCCACCACUGCAUGGACCUCUCCUGCACCACCUGAGCUUCGAGAGCUAUCUGCCAUUGUUUCAAGGACGAUUGGUGGUCUAAAUGAUCUAGAAACAAGUUUGAAUUACUACAAAGCUUCUUUGACAUCGUCCCUUGUUAUCCAAGUCAUUGAUUCUUGCAAAAUUGAAGCACCUACUCGAAGAUUGCUCAGGUUCCUUUUGUGGUCUCAUAAGAAUUUAAAGUGUGGUUUGGAAGACAAGGACUAUAACUACGCAAUAAGAGUGUUUGCUGAAAAAAAGGAUCACACAGCGCUGGACAUAUUGUUUUCAGAUCUUAAGAAGGAAGGUCGAGAGUUGGAGACCCAGACUUAUGCUGUUGUUGCUGAGACUUUAGUUAAGUUAGGAAGGGAGGAUGAAGCAUUGGGCAUUUUCAAGAACUUGGAUAAGUACAACUGCCCACAAGAUAGUUUCACAGUCACAGCUGUUAUCAACGCUCUUUGUGCCCAAGGACAUGCUAAGAGAGCAGAAGGGGUUGUUUGGCAUCAUAAGGAUAAGAUUUGUGGUAUGGAACAAAGCAUUUACAGGAGCCUUCUCUAUGGAUGGUCCGAGCAGGAGAAUGUGAAGGAAGCCCGAAGAAUUAUCAAAGAGAUGAAAGCAGCUGGUGUAAUGCCAGAUUUGUUCUGCUACAACACAUUCCUCAGGUGUCUCUCUGAGAGAAAUCUUAAAAAAAAUCCUUCAGGUCUUGUUCCAGAUGCUUUAAAUGUGAUGAUGGAAAUGAGAUCCUAUAAGGUUGUCCCCAACUCAAUUAGUUACAAUAUAUUGCUAUCUUGUUUAGCUAGGACAAGAAGAGUUAAAGAGUCUUAUCAAAUUCUUGAGACAAUGAAGAAAACUGGGUGUUCUCCAGAUUGGAUGAGCUACUAUCUUGUUAUCAGAGUUUUGUAUCUAACCAUGCGAUUUGGUAAAGGAAAUAAGUUAGUGGAUGAAAUGAUUGAAAAAGGAUUGGUUCCUAUGUGUAAGUUCUACUAUGAUUUGAUUGGUAUUCUUUGUGCAGUUGAAAGGCCAUAUUAUGCUCUUGAGCUAUUUAAACGGAUGAAGAGAAGCUCAUUGGGUGAUUAUGGGCCUGUUUAUGAUGUGCUCAUACCAAAGUUUUGUAGAGGAGGGGACUUUGAAAAGGGUAGAGAGCUUUGGGAUGAGGCUAGGAAUAUGGGCGUUGAUCUUUGUUGCUCAAGUGAUAUUUUAGAUCCGUCGAUCACUGAAGUUUUCAAGCCAACGAGAAAAGAAAAAAUAAACCUUGUGGAGUGCACCCCAGUCAAAUUCAAACUUAAACAUUUUGGCAAAAAGAAAAUGCGAAAGGCACACAAGAAGAAGAAGUUUAUUAACAAGAAUAAAUAAAUAAAUCUGAUGCUGCUUAACAUGGGGUUUGCUUAUGUUAGUAAACAACAGUUUUGGUGGCGAAGUACCACGUUACAGGACAAAAUGUUCGAAAGAAAGCUUGCUUUACUACCAUGUAAAUCACUCUGACUCUGACUGUUGUUUUCCCUCUAUGAAACCAUUUUAGGGAAUUCACUAUUCUUGUUUUUGUUUAUUAAUUCUCAUGCUUGCACAUAUUUACCUCUUUGGUUUCUAAAUGGUAAAUGUUUGUGCUUGCGUGACGCAAAACACUACUCUAUAACAUUUCUCAAGAAAGAGUGUUGAUAAUACACAUCUAUUUUUGCAUUAGUCCUUAUAAA